AUGCCGGUCCUAAUCAUUGCAUUUAUGCUUCAGCAUUUUGAAAAGGUAAUUCUCAACGGCGCGUCUCAGUUUGGCAUUAUCGAGGAUCUAGAUCUCUCUAAUGCGCAGGGAUACACGCCUGGUCCCAACCCACUGCCGAUUCUUGAUUUGCAGCGAUAUUCAACUGCUACACUUAUCUUCUACUGGGGGUGA
This is a messenger RNA of Penicillium daleae, 192 nucleotides long. RefSeq lists its product as uncharacterized. The record is from RefSeq and is a predicted model, not a curated record. The coding region runs from base 1 to 192 and encodes 63 amino acids. NCBI's taxonomy places the organism in Eukaryota, Fungi, Ascomycota, Eurotiomycetes, Eurotiales, Aspergillaceae. The transcript has a single exon.